AUGGAUUUUAGCAAGGAUCCCAGCUCCCUCACCAGGGAGUACGCCCGCAACCUCGAUGAACAGGAUCCCCUCCAUGACUUUCGAAAGGAGUUCAUCAUCCCCUCCAAGGCCGAUCUGACACGCACAACCCUAGCUCCCUCUACAGGAGAGGAAGCGAGAAAACCAGAAGAAAGCUGUGUUUAUCUCUGUGGAAAUUCUCUGGGUCUCCAACCUGUUUCUACAAGUGAACACGUCAAUUCCUACUUGCGGUCAUGGGCUCUCAAAGGGGUGCUGGGUCAUACCGAGCCCCACACAGACCAGCUAACGGCAGAAUGGUUGAACAUUGAUGAUAGAGCACCUGAGCUUAUGGCACCGCUCGUGGGUGCUAAGGAGAGUGAGGUGGCUCUGAUGGGGACCUUGACGGGCAACUUGCAUCUCCUGAUGGCUAGUUUCUACAAGCCUACCAAGGAGAGGUACAAGAUCAUCUUCGAGGGAAAGGCAUUUCCCAGUGAUCAUUUUGCAAUUGAGUCGCAGGCACUCCACCAUGGCCUUGACCCAGAAGACGCCAUGGUUCUCAUCGAGCCUGUCUCGGAAGACUAUCCUGUCCUCGAGACCUCCCAAAUUCUAUCCGUUAUUGAUGCGCACGCAGACUCUGCGGCCCUUAUCCUCCUUCCCGGUAUCCAGUAUUACACCGGCCAAUUCUUUGAUAUGAAGACCAUCACGGCCCAUGCCCAUUCCAAGGGGUUAAUGGUAGGAUGGGACUGUGCCCACGCUGUAGGAAAUGUUGAACUUCAAUUUCAUGACUGGGACGUUGACUUUGCGGCCUGGUGUUCGUACAAAUAUUUGAAUUCGGGAGCUGGAGCUAUGGCAGGACUUUUCGUGCACGAGAAACAUGGAUUGGUCACGGAGGAUAGUUUUAGACCACGGCUAUCGGGAUGGUGGGGAAGCGAUAAGAGCUCCCGCUUUAUAAUGGAUAAUAGUGAGUUUCGUCUCUAG
This is a messenger RNA of Trichophyton rubrum CBS 118892, 975 nucleotides long. Its product is annotated as kynureninase. NCBI's taxonomy places the organism in Eukaryota, Fungi, Ascomycota, Eurotiomycetes, Onygenales, Arthrodermataceae. Gene Ontology annotation, molecular function: pyridoxal phosphate binding; kynureninase activity. The transcript has 2 exons. The record is from RefSeq and is a predicted model, not a curated record. Bases 1 to 975 code for a protein of 324 amino acids. Gene Ontology annotation, biological process: NAD+ biosynthetic process. Gene Ontology annotation, cellular component: cytoplasm.